UUUCUUUAAAUGUCAGUGCGCAAGCUCGUGUAAAGUGAAAAGUGAAAGUGCAACAAGAAGGAAGAAUGAAAACAUAAACAUGGAAUUAACGAACAUCAGAUGUGGAUUUACUUGUCUUCUUGUCUUAAUUUGUUUUUGUGGAAUCGAGAAGGUUGCGUGUGAUGGCAAUGCUGUGAUUUUUGCCAGACAGAAUUCCUCUAACAGUGAAUGGGGAGACCAUUUCUGUGUUCUGUACAAUCCAUUCUUCCAUUCUCUCCCACAAGAGAAGUCAAAAGCUAAGGCCUAUGGCCUGGUGAACUUGUCCCAAGAUGAGGGCUGUUUUUCCAGUAGUGUUUACACCAAUAAAACUGACGUCAGAGGUAAAAUCGUGGCCUUCUCCAGAGGUAAUCGAACCUGUACCUUCACAGAGAAAGCCAUGAUGGCCAAGAAACACGGUGCAGCGGGGAUAUUGAUUGUGUCCGAAAACAAGAUCUACCCCGGGGCCAAUCAGACGACACAAUCAACAUCAUCGUAGCCAGCAUCAAAUCUACAGACUUCUUAGACAUUCUG
Molecule: messenger RNA, 549 nt
Organism: Saccostrea cuccullata (small rock oyster)
Lineage: Eukaryota; Metazoa; Mollusca; Bivalvia; Ostreida; Ostreidae
Product: signal peptide peptidase-like 2B
Exons: 4
Coding region: 80-514 (144 amino acids)
Source: RefSeq, a predicted model, not a curated record